Messenger RNA from Bactrocera neohumeralis, 910 nucleotides. Its product is annotated as corepressor interacting with RBPJ 1-like. NCBI's taxonomy places the organism in Eukaryota, Metazoa, Arthropoda, Insecta, Diptera, Tephritidae. The transcript has a single exon. The annotation marks the transcript as partial. The record is from RefSeq and is a predicted model, not a curated record.
AGCCAAGCAAUCAGCAGCAGUUCAGCAACGAAGCCGACGACGAAAGCAGUAAACAAAGUUAAAGUGAAAAGUGAAGUGUAAAUAAAGCAAAUACUUGUACAACAGUAAAAAAGGUGAGGAAAUAUUUAAAAAUCAGUCUUCUCUAUUCCCAAAACUAUCACUCAGCGUGGAGGACAUGGAAGCUGUAAUGACCGAACCGGAGCAAGCUUGCUGCAGUCACGAACCGACAGCGGUUAAAGCAAAGAAAAAUGCCAAAGAUCAAAAAUUAUUGCAAAAAGCGGUAAAGAAAGCAUACAAAGCACAGAAAUUGCUAAACGAAGCCAUCAAGCGAUUGGAGGCGUCAAGCGAAAAGCAGAAGAAGCAGCACAAGCAGCCGAAACAUAUUGAAAAUAGUAGCUCCAGUACAAGUUCUGGUACUAGCUCUAGUUCCAGCUCGAGUUCUAGUUCGAGCUCAAGUUCUAGUGACACUGAUGGCGAAACAUUUAUCGAUUUGACGAACGAAGUGGGCAAACCUGCCAAGCGUCACCAUGGACGUAAACACCAUCAUGGACGACGUAAUCGACGUGGACGUGAUCGUUCGCGCUCACGUUCGCAGUCACGCGGACGUUCCCGUGGACGCUCUCGUGGUCACUCGCGUGGUCAUUCACGUGGAUGUUCUCGCGGACACUCACGUGGACCUUCAAGGGGACACUCUCGUGGUCAUUCCAAGACACGUGAUCAAGAGUUGCGUCAAUUGGCGCAGUUUUUUCGUGGCGCCAGCCUCCAAACAGCUCCCCCUAUACCACAUGGUCAUCACCGGCGACACCACCAGCGAUCACAUACUAGACCCGAAGUAGCUGGUAGAGGAAACAGACAAUCUCGCUCUAAUUCACAUGAACGUCACAACAAAGACGAACAUAAGAAAAAGUAU